CAAACACUUCCUCUACAUUCUGUUUUCUGAUAUCAUCAAGUGUUGAGGACGAUGGCAAGCAGCCACCCUCGCCAACUGGCAGCCAUUCCCCCCAGCAAGAUGCAGCAAAGAAGAGAACGCAGGAUGUUUUCAACCUCGGACGACAGUGCCAUGAUGAAGCAAGUUCAGGCCACUCACGCCCCAGAUGGUCGUGAAGUCGAUGUCAAGCCCGUUCUCCAAAUCAUUGAGGAAAUCUUGAUUCAUGUCAUUGCUCGUACCGUUGACGGUGAUGUUGAUGGAAAAAGAGAACAUGUUGAUUCCAUGGAGAAGGCUGCUGUCUUUGCUGAGUUGGACAUGCUUGAUUCCUUGGCCUAUAUCAUAUACAAAAUUUCCUGCGAGCUGCCUUACAAGUGCCUAGGAGGUGGAGAUCCACAUGCAACAGCCAUGGGGAUCCUGAGCAUUCUGUCUAGCUAUCCAUGGCAUGCAAAAGUGGCGCUAACUUUAUCAGCCUUCGCUGUUAACUUUGGAGAAUUUUGGCUCGUUGCUCAGUUGGGAGCUACAAAUACGCUUGCUAAAUCUGUGGCACUGCUCAAGCAACUGCCUGACCUUGUAGAGAACCAUGCCUAUCUGAAACAGCAAUUUGAUACAUUGAUCAAGCUCGUGAAGGCGAUUCUGGACGUGACAAGGUGUAUCAUUGAGUUCAAAGAGCUACCCACUGAGUACAUUUCAGAAGACACUCCUCCAAUGUCCGUUGCUAGCGCUCAUAUUCCUGUUGCUGCCUAUUGGACCAUCCGAAGUAUUGUGGCUUGUGCUUCGCAGGUUGCAAGUUUUGUAGGAUUGAGAAAUGACUUUGGCUCAACCACCUCAGAGGCAUGGGAACUGUCGAGCUUGGCCCAUAAGAUGAGCAGUAUAUAUGAGCAACUUCGGAACCAGCUGGCUAUCUGCUACCAAUAUAUAGAUGAGAAGAGGCACAUUGAGGCCUACCACAAUUUGUUUCGCCUCUUUGAGACAGCCCACAUAGACAACCUGAAAAUUCUCAGGGCAUUGAUAUACGCCAAGGAAGAUCCACCCCCCCUUAUUGAUGGAUCUACCAAAGCAAGGGUUAGUCUGGAGGUGCUGAGAAGGAAGCAUGUCUUGCUGCUGAUAUCAGAUCUCGACCUUUCACAAGAAGAGAUCAUAAUACUUGAUAACUUGUACAAAGAUGCACGAUCAAGGAGCGAGACGCACUACGAGAUGGUAUGGAUUCCAGUUGUGGACAGAGCGGCCUGGAAUGACAUGGGUAGACAGAAGUUUGAGCAUUUGCGAGCAUCGAUGCCAUGGUACAGCGUGAGGGAUCCCCUGAUUAUCCAACCAUAUGUGAUAAAGUAUACCAGAGAGGUGUGGAGCUUCGCAAAGAGAGCCAUCUUAGUGGCCCUUGAUCCGCAGGGCAGGCUGUCCUCUCCCAAUGCCCUCCACAUGUACUGGAUUUGGGGAAAUCUGGCUUUUCCAUUCACUCGUGAGAAAGAAGAAUCCUUGUGGAAGGCAGAAGUCUGGAGCCUUGAGCUGCUGGUUGAUGGCAUUGAUCCUGCAGUUCUAGAAUGGAUGGCAGAAAGCAAGUACAUAUGCCUGUACGGGGGUGAAGAUCUUGAAUGGAUCCAAACAUUCACGAGCACUGCAAUGGGUGUAGCAACAGCGAACAAAUUCUCGCUGGAGAUGGUCUACGUGGGGAAGAACAACGCCAAAGAGAGGAUGCAGAGAAUGAUCAACACGUUCACGACCAGAAAGUUCAGCUACUUCUGGCCGAACGUGACGUCCAUAUGGUUCUUCUGGACAAGACUGGAGAGCAUGCUGUACUCAAAACUACAGCACGGGAAAACAGUAGAGAGCGACCAGAUAAUGAGCGAAGUGAUGACAGUGCUGAGCUUCGACGGGAGCGAUCAAGGCUGGGCUAUAUUCUGCAGAGGAGCGCAUGAAAUGGCGAGAGCCAAGGGAGACACGGCGUUAACAUGCCUAAGAGAGUUCGAGAAGUGGAAGGAAAGUGCAACGAGAGAUGGAUUUAUACCGGCAAUGAACGAAUAUCUGAAGCAACUUCACACGCCGCAUCACUGCAAUCGCCUCAUCCUUCCAGGGAGCACAGGGGGGAUUCCGGAGAAGGUGGUGUGCGCGGAAUGUGGCCGUCAGAUGGAGAGGUACUUCAUGUAUCGCUGCUGUGUGGAGUGAAGGAGACAAUACCAGUAGUUAUAUGUAUUUUCAUUAUAUGAUAUGUAUGGCUUGAGUGUUUAAUUUUGAGCUUGAAUCGUUGUGGUUUGUGUAGUUAGCAAUGGUGUUUGUGUGAGGAAGAGGAGGAUGAUGUGCGCGUGUGGUUUACAAAAUUGAGUCCGUAUAAGAUAGGGAGCUAAAGUGCGCCGUAGGUUUGGUGCUAAAAUAAUAUACUUGAAGUGUGUGCUAUUUGUGGCAACAAAAAAAGCAAGUGUGCGCUCUUUUCUCGUUCUCUGUAAAUGCCAUCUUCUUCGUCAUCUCUUUUAA
Molecule: messenger RNA, 2484 nt
Organism: Prosopis cineraria
Lineage: Eukaryota; Viridiplantae; Streptophyta; Magnoliopsida; Fabales; Fabaceae
Product: protein SIEVE ELEMENT OCCLUSION B-like
Exons: 7
Coding region: 52-2178 (708 amino acids)
Biological process (GO): phloem development
Source: RefSeq, a predicted model, not a curated record